GCCGGCACAGAUCAGGAACCGGCGUCCGGAGAAGCAACAACAGCCACCGCCUACCCGCCCGUGUUCCGCAAGCAAGAGACUUGGGAGAUCGGCCCUUUGCCGCGCGAUGAUCCUGACCCUGCGUCGCCGCCCGCCGGCCCCCCUCCUCCGCCUCCUCUUGGCGCUGGGGCUCGGCGCUUGCGUCUUCCACUCCGCGGCGUCUGCUGCCGGCCUCCACUUCAAAGAAGGGCAAAGCUGCCACAAGCCGCUAGGGCAGAAACCUCCCGGGCUCAGAACUUAUCCUCGUCCUCAUGAAUAUUUGAACACCACUCAACUGCCCAAGAGCUGGGACUGGCGAAAUAUAAAUGGAGUCAACUACGUGAGUGCCACUCGCAAUCAGCACAUCCCACAGUACUGCGGGUCCUGUUGGGCUCACGGCAGCACCAGCGCCCUAGCUGAUCGCAUCAACAUAAAGAGGAAAGGUGCUUGGCCCUCUGCCUACCUCUCAGUUCAGCAUGUCAUUGACUGUGCCGAUGCUGGGACCUGUCAUGGCGGAGACCACACAGGGGUGUGGGCAUAUGCUCAUGACCAUGGCAUUCCAGAUGAGACCUGCAACAAUUACCAAGCUAAAGAUCAAAAGUGCAAGAAAUUUAACCAAUGUGGAACUUGUGUUACUUUUGAACAAUGUCAUGUGAUAAAGAAUUACGACAUGUGGAAAAUUGCAGAUUAUGGGAGUGUCCAUGGGCGAGAAAAAAUGAUGGCUGAAAUCUAUGCAAAUGGACCAAUCAGCUGCGGGAUCAUGGCCACUCCUAAGCUGGACGAAUACACUGGAGGCCUUUAUGCAGAAUACAAACUCAUGCCUGUAAUAAACCACAUAGUCUCUGUUGCUGGCUGGGGUGUAGAAAAUGGAACUGAGUACUGGAUUGUUCGGAACUCUUGGGGAGAACCAUGGGGCGAGCGUGGCUGGCUUAGAAUUGUGACAAGCGCAUAUAAAGGAGGAAAAGGAAAACACUACAACCUGGCUGUGGAAGAGGACUGUGCUUAUGGAGACCCAAUACUUCCUUGACUCUGCAAUCCAUUGCAGAAUCCAUUAUGUGGACCAUUGUUUGCACUCAUGCCUUUUAAAUGAAAGGGACCUCCCAGCAUGAUUUUUUCUUCUCAUGAAAGGGAUAGAUAAUUAUUGGUAAAGCAUGCUAAUGAUGAAAGAUUAGCAAAGUCUACUUAUUUAGUAACUUUUUCAAUUUGAACCUGCAUAUAACCUCCCCAAUGAAGGACCGCUAUUGAUUACACACAGAGAGAGAGACUGACUGCUUUUAUUUUCUGCUGAGAAGCUUUAGUUAUGGUGGAAUAUGUAUGGAUGCCUUUACAGUGUACAUGAUGUUUGGGUCCCAAUCCAGCUAAAGUUGGUAGGGACUGAUUUAAACAUAAUGCCGGACAUGAAAAAAAUAUAUUUAAAAACCUUAGCCGUAUAGCAUGCUAUGCAGCCAGUGCCUUGUUUUAAAUCAGAUUGCCUCAAAUUCUGCAGUUUGAGAGCUCAGGAUGGAACAUAGUAGAGAAGGGGGCAGAGCCUGUCAUGACUUGUUGACUUCAGUGCAGGUUUAUUGACCCCCUUCCUAUCUGUUUUCAAAAUAUAUAUUCUGCUUUAUUAGUGUCUGUCUCUCAGUUGCUGUCUCCUACAGAAAGAGAAGGAGGGGUGGUGAAUCUGGAAGAACAUGCUGGCAAAUGUGGAUGGUUUAACCCUUAGAGCAGGGGGAGGGAGCCUCAGGCACCAAAUGUGGCCCUCUAGCCCCUCUAUAUGGCCCUUGGGGCUCUUCCCCAGGCCAUGCUCCUCACCAGCCUCCUUAAGUGCUUUUGCCUGGCUGAAAUGUGCCCUUGAGCUGUGGGGAUGCCUCUUGCCUGCCAGGAUGGAGGACUGAGAAAUGUGCAUAUGAGGAUGUGUUUGGAAACCUCUCCAGUGUACAUAACAAGAGUUGCAUCUGUUGCUCCGCCUACUUUUGCAUCUGGCCCUGCCUACUAAUGGCAUGUGGCAUCCGCUGGAAGGUUGCUAUGAGGAAAUACAGCCCUCCAUCUGAAAAAGGUUCUCCCACCCCUGCUUUAGAGGCAAGGGACAAGGCUGGGAGUGGGCCAUGUGCCUGAGAUUUAAUUCCCUCCCUGGAUAC
Molecule: messenger RNA, 2138 nt
Organism: Rhineura floridana
Lineage: Eukaryota; Metazoa; Chordata; Lepidosauria; Squamata; Rhineuridae
Gene: CTSZ
Product: cathepsin Z
Exons: 6
Coding region: 107-1045 (312 amino acids)
Cellular component (GO): lysosome
Molecular function (GO): cysteine-type endopeptidase activity
Source: RefSeq, a predicted model, not a curated record